UUUUCUCUCAGACUGUUCUAGAAACAUUAUUAUAAUUUCUGUACUGAACGUGUGAUUCCAAAAUCCAAACGAACGAUAUGUAAACAAUUUUUUUUAUUAUUGAGUUGAACGUUAACUUUAACCUCGAAAUGAGUAUUUAAGCAUUAUAUGUAGUAAAUACAAUAAUUUAAGUGACCAAAUAUCACAUAAAAAUGGAAGAAAAUCCUAGUACAGAAUUUUUAGAAAAUUUUCUAUUAAAUUAUACAGGAGGUGAAAUAAAAUUAUUACAAACAUAUUACAAUGAAGGAAUAGCGUUGUUAUGUAUCAAUCAUGUUGAAAAAAGGAAUGCCAUUACCGGAAAAAUGUUAGUCGAUCUGAGAAAUUGCGUAUUAGAGCUGGAAAAAUGGGAAAAUGGCAAAGCUGUCAUACUAUAUGGAGAAGGUAUUGCUUUUAGCUCAGGAGGUGAUCUUAAUUUUGCCAGAACUGAGAAUAAUCCAACUUCAGGCUUUUAUAUGAGUUACUAUGCGCACGAUACACUUAAGAGGUUCAGAAAACUUCCUUUCGUAACUGUUAGUUUGGUACAUGGCCCGGCUUUAGGAGGAGGGGCUGAAUUAGCGGUAUAUUCAGAUUAUGUUAUAGUUGCUGAUGAUGUAAAAUUAGGAUUUGUUCACGGUAAAAUGGGAAUUGUGUCUGCAUGGGGAGGAACCACUAGAUUAAUGAGAAUUGUGGGCGAAAGAAAAGCCUUAGAAAUGGUGUUGACGUCAAAAAUCUACUCAGCUAAAGAAUGCUUAGACCUGGGACUGGCUUACAAAAUAGUAAACUCAAGCAUUAAAUUAGCCGAAACUUUAAAUUUUGUUAGAGCUCUCACAGUUCAUGAUUAUUCCAUAAUACAGUCUAAUAAAAACGUCACAAAUUUUGUGUCUGAAAAUAGUUUUGAGAAAUCGUUGGAUAUUGAAAGAGAACAGUUUUAUCCUAAAUGGGGAUCCAAAUUAAAUAAGGAGGCAUUAGAUAAAAGAAUAAAACAUGUACAAAACAAGAAUUGAAUAAAAUUUUAUUUACUAAAA
This is a messenger RNA of Psylliodes chrysocephalus, 1043 nucleotides long. NCBI's taxonomy places the organism in Eukaryota, Metazoa, Arthropoda, Insecta, Coleoptera, Chrysomelidae. The record is from the annotation of a GenBank genome assembly.